AUGUUGUUCGCUCAGAGGACGCCGGCAUUCGACGUUUGCCGCCAAUCUUUAAAUAUCAGCCUCGGCCGUCACGUCUCCAAUGUCCGCAGCGAGCCUAGCAAGGAUAGCAAGAAUCAUAAUACCAGCGAAAGCGGCGGCGGCGUCGGCAGGUUUGGUGGGAGGGAUGUGUGCUGCGAGGUAGCGGAUGCAGGAAGCAGCAAGAGCAGCGGUACCACCAGCGACUCGUCCACGCCCUCGCCCACGAACUCGACGGCCAACGAGAGCUUCUCCCGGCUUUCCCUCGAGGUACCUGAUGACAUCCCCCGGGGAUCUCCCGGUCCGUGGACGUAUACUUCGACAGCCGAGCAGACCUUCUCGACCCAGGUGUUCUCUUCGGACCGCAACACAUCGGAGAUGGGUUCGCCAAUACAGGUGACCCAGGCACUCAGCUUCACGGUGAUAUCGUCGCCAGGAUCGUCUAUGUUCGAAGAGAACGUCGUUCCAAAGGUCGAGGAAGUAGAGGACGACGAAGACGGAGCGGUACCGCUGGGUCUCCACUGCAGCGAGCCACCGGAUGGCAAAAGUGACGUCCCGCCAUCGCCGACUGCGUGUGUUCCUCGAAAACGCGGUCGACCGCGCAAACACCCUCCUCCAGUGCCCGGCCAGACCAAGGUCACCAAAGGCAGAUCGAAGACCGGAUGCAUAACAUGUCGACGGCGGAAGAAGAAAUGCGACGAGACCAAGCCGGCGUGUCUCAACUGCCAGAAAAACGCCGUUGUCUGCGAGGGCUACCCGGUCAAGGAGGUUUGGAAGAGUGGAAAGCAGAAGAUAGAAGAAGACAUCGACAGACGCUUCCUCGACCAUUUCGUCAACGACUUCAGCCGAGUCCUCACCCUUAUCAACGAUGAUUCCAACCCGUUCAAGGAGAUUCUCCUGCCGAUGGCCACCCAGCACAAGGGCCUGAUGCACUCGCUGAUGUGCUUGGCCGGCUCUCAUCUCUCUGCCCGCGAUCCGGAGCCUUUGCUAAAGGAGCGGAAGCACUAUCAUUUCCACCGCGCAAUCACAAACCUGCGAAACACCAUUGCCGCCCAAUCCUCAACCCGCCCGUCUUCUCCAUCCCCAUCAACCACUACUUCUACCGGUACAACGGCGACGUCACCAGAAACGCGGACGACUGAGCGUCGGGAGAGCCUGCCGGUCGAGGAUCCUAUGAUUGCGUCUACUAUUGCACUGUGCCUUCACACUAUCUGCGAGGGGGAGACCAAGGGCGAGUACAGGUCUCACAUGGACGCUGCAAGGUAUCUCCUGAUCACCCAACGACCGAGGAAUGAAAAGUUCAGGCAGUUCAUCGUCGAGUUCUUCCAGUACCAUGACGUCUCCAACUCGGUGACCACGCUAGAUCGACGACCUGUCUGUUUUGCCGGCGAUCUUCGUCUACCUGACUUUGUUCCUCAUGCUCAGGCUGGGGCUCUACUCGGCAUUUUCGAUGGCCUGUUCCACUACAUAUCUGAAAUCACAGUCCUUCGUGAUAGGAUACGGCAGCGGAUAAAUCAAGGCAUCGAACCGGCAAUUGAUUAUCAGACACUGAGCGAAGCUGUUGGAAUAGACUCGCAAAUCCGUGCAUGGGAGCCGUCGUACCCUGCCGACAACCCCAACUGGUUGGCAUCGCAGUUGUAUAGACAGUCUACAUGGGUGUACCUUUACAGGACCAUUCGGCCGUCACGCCCCGAUGAGAAAAUAUCGCAGGUGGUUGACGAUGGCCUUCUCUAUCUCAGCCAGCUACCCUUAGACGCUGGUGCAUAUAGUAUCCUGCUGAUGCCCCUGUUCCUCCUGGGGUGUUCUGCCUUUGAGCCCUAUCAGCGAGAGCGCAUCAAGGCUGGAUUCAAUAGCUUACAGGCUUAUUCGAGCCUACGAAAUAUCGUCCCCGCUCUUCGGGUGGUAGAGAAGGUCUGGGAUGUGAUGGAUAAAAGUCCGAACCUAAGCUGGGACUGGGAGAAAAUUAUCGAUGACAUGAACAUGGACUUCUUGAUAACAUGA
Messenger RNA from Microsporum canis CBS 113480, 2016 nucleotides. RefSeq names its product C6 transcription factor OefC. The transcript has 2 exons. Gene Ontology annotation, molecular function: zinc ion binding; transcription cis-regulatory region binding; DNA-binding transcription factor activity, RNA polymerase II-specific. Gene Ontology annotation, biological process: positive regulation of transcription by RNA polymerase II. NCBI's taxonomy places the organism in Eukaryota, Fungi, Ascomycota, Eurotiomycetes, Onygenales, Arthrodermataceae. Gene Ontology annotation, cellular component: nucleus. Bases 1 to 2016 code for a protein of 671 amino acids. The record is from RefSeq and is a predicted model, not a curated record.